UACCCCCUUUGAUUGGAAAAACCAAGAAGACACCAUUGGCAAACACAGCUCUGGUCAGUAACACAUCGAACGAUCGAGACUGUAGUAAUCAUCUAGAGAAACCUUUAAGAAUUAAGAUUGCAAAUUGCUCGGCUUCAUCCGUUGAUGUGUUUACAUGUAUAAUUAGCAGAAUCUGACACCGGUCCAGGAUGGGUUUCUUCAGCGGCGUAGGCAGAAUCAUCAUUGUACUGCUGAAUAUCGUUUUUGUGAUUGUUUCUUUCGUGCUGUUGGCGUCUGGUCUUGUACUGAAAUUCUUACCACACAAUGAUUAUAUCAAAAGCACAGAAGAUCAGCUGAAAGACGCUCUAAAAACCCUGCUCGAAAAUACAGGACAUGAUAAUGCCGACUUGAGCAAUUUCAGUUUGGCGGGAAUGUUUGAAACGGUCGCCAUUUGCCUCAUUGUGAUUGGCGCCUUUCUUUUAUUCGUGGCGUUUUGUGGAUGUUGUGGAGCCUGCUGCAAAAUCCAGACACUUUUGAUCGUCUACGCAGGUAUCCUUAUUUUCCUGCUGGUGGGAGAGCUGGUAGUGAUUAUCGUCCUGUAUGCGUCCCCAGCGGUGAAAGACAUGGUUAAAACUGAACUGACUUCUUCCUUACAAAACUACAAAGGACUGACCGCGACAAAUGUGGAGUCGUUGUUAUGGAACGCGGCAAUGAUAGAGUUCAAAUGCUGUGGAGUCAACAAUUAUGGGGAUUUUGCCAAGUACGCACCGAAUUGGGACAAUACACCAGACAUUGCCGGUACAGAUGCCUCUGCAUUGAUAACACCUGUCGCGUGUUGUGUGACAAUCCCAGCCACCGCAGCAGAAGCACUGACUUGCGCCGCAGGUACCCUGGAUUCUACAAAAAACAAUUACAACAAGGGAUGCUUCGACAGUAUCUGGGACAAGAUGUUCGAUAACCCUAUCAUGCUGGGCAUCGUGUUGGCAGUUGCGUUCGCCAUACAGAUACUCUUAAUCAUCUUCACUAUAUUGAUGUACAAAGAAAACAAAGACAACAAAGUGAAUUCCGUUUUCUAACCAGAGUGACGGGGUCAAUGAACGAGAUGACCCUCAUUAACACAGAUCAUGCGAACAUAUUUUUAUUAUUUUUUAAAAGUCAGUGAUUAUAUACAAAUCCUAUAACAACCAAUGAAAAUGUUUUACACAAUCAGUGUCUGUAUUUAUAUAGGUGGGAAUCUGCAAAAUUCAAUUAGUUUUUUUUCUGUAUGAAGUUUAGGUCUGACAAAUGUACAUACAUUAAGGAUGCAUAUGUGCUAAGUUCAAUUUGUUUCUGACUAUGUAGUUUUGGAUACACAAAAAUUAGCAGUUUCUGACUAGUUUACGAAGUUUAAAAAGUGUUAAAAACGACCACUAUGAUCAAAUUCUGACGCAUGUUUGUUGAAACAAUAGUUUAAAAUCAACUUUUUUGGUUUAAUGAUUUACGUCAUUUAAAUAAAAAACGCAAUUCGUUGGAUGUUCGCUGAUACAUUCCAGUGUCACAUCCAGGAUUGCAAUUCAUCCAUAUUAGGUAACUUACCUGAUCAUCAGCUCUGUGAACUGACACUUAGCAUUUGGUUUGAAAGUGUUAAUUAUUUGUAAUUAUCCGUUUUUUGUUGUUGUUGUUGUUUUAUUUUAGUUUUAUGACGUGAAUGUAAUUUAUUAUGCUUUAACUCUUUUCUUUUUUUCACAGAAAUUUUGGAUAUUACUCAUUUUGUUAACAACAAAAUACAGAUUAUAAAUUUUAAUUUUUCAAUUAACUUUUCCAACAUCAUAAUGUUUUUAUCUCACAGUUGUUAUAAAUAAAGAAGUUACGUUCUUUG
Magallana angulata is the source of this 1837-nucleotide messenger RNA. RefSeq names its product CD63 antigen-like. The transcript is spliced from 9 exons. Bases 189 to 1055 code for a protein of 288 amino acids. Lineage: Eukaryota; Metazoa; Mollusca; Bivalvia; Ostreida; Ostreidae. The record is from RefSeq and is a predicted model, not a curated record. Gene Ontology annotation, cellular component: membrane.